This is a messenger RNA of Dufourea novaeangliae, 3653 nucleotides long. RefSeq lists its product as uncharacterized. The record is from RefSeq and is a predicted model, not a curated record. Gene Ontology annotation, molecular function: 3',5'-cyclic-AMP phosphodiesterase activity. NCBI's taxonomy places the organism in Eukaryota, Metazoa, Arthropoda, Insecta, Hymenoptera, Halictidae. The annotation marks the transcript as partial. The transcript has 12 exons.
AUUGAAGAUGUCUUGUUCUCGUUGCAGAAGAGGACUACAGAGAUAACGGUGGACAGUGGGGAACAGAAAGCAGUGUUCGUCCGUAUUUCCGAAAGCGUCGCGUUACCAUCGCCAGAUGUGCCAGCAACCAUUACGGAAGUCCACGAUGAACCGACAAGAGAAACGGCGUUCAGACGUUUAUCGGAAGUGGAUCGAAUCCUCCUGGAGAGUUUGGAUAUUGGCCAUUCCAGACCCAGGCCCACUGGUCGAUUCCUGACGAUGCACAAGAGACGCCGUAAGAGGCUUACCACGAGAUCCUUAACUCAGGAGCCGGGUAUCCUAGACGAUAUUUUCCAUGGCCUGGUUCAGUGCGUACUACAAAGAGCCGGAAACUGGCGGUUUAAUGCGUUUACACUAGAAACAGUGACAGGAGGACGUUCAUUGCCAGUAUUAUGCGUCCAUCUUUUUCAUUGGUACGGAUUGCUGCAACAUUUCAACUUGGACGUGGUAACGGUGUGGAAAUUGUUCGCCUUCAUCGAGGAAGGCUAUCACAGUACAAAUCCUUACCACAACAGUACACACGCGACAGAUGUGACCCAGGCGAUGCACUGUUUCCUCCAAGAGAAAAAAAUUAGGAUGCACUUAACCAACUUGGAAAUAAUGGCUUCCCUGAUAGCCGCGGUGACACACGAUCUGGAUCAUCCAGGCGUCAAUCAACCGUUUCUCGUCGCGACCAGCAAUCACCUGGCUGCUCUCUACCAAAAUACUUCGGUCCUUGAGAAUCAUCAUUGGAGGUCAGCAAUAGGAUGUCUCUUGGAAAGCGGUGUUUCUGAUCAAUUGCCCGCUAAUGUCAGGCCAGAACUUCAACGGCACAUUAGCUCGUUGAUUUUGGCAACAGAUAUUACACGGCAGCAAGAGUUUCUCGUUCGAUUCAAACAUUACUUGGACGAGAAUCGGUUGGAAAUGAAACGAGCAGAGGACCGGCAUUUCAUCCUUCAAAUAGCUUUGAAAUGCGCUGAUAUAUCAAACCCGUGCAGACCUUGGGACAUCUCGAGGAAGUGGUCGUAUAAAGUAUGCGAGGAAUUCUUUCGACAAGGCGAUUAUGAACGUCGACUAAACCUUCCGGUGACGCCGUUAUGCGAUCGACAUACCACUAGCAUACCAAAGAUACAGAUUGGAUUCAUAAAAUUCGUCGUGACACCUCUUUAUGAGGAAUGGCAUCGUUUCCUCGGGGACGGACUUAGCGUGUCGCUGAUGGAACAUUUACGCGGUAAUCAGAAGAAAUGGGAGACGUUGGUACUCCAGGAGACAACAGAAGAAACGGAAACGGAGAUCUCGGAGCUAGACGAAGCGGAGGACGCGGUCAGCUCCACCGAGGACCCGGCCGCAGACGAGGAUACAGGAAGUAUCGAUUUGCUCAUACCGGCUGCAUACGUUCAAUCCUCUCGUAUGCAAAGCUUACCGGCACGGGUCGGCCUCGAACGGGUCGGUAGGCGUCAUUCCGUGCCGCUGAGCAUUUCGAAAACGUUAACGCUUCUUCCGCGUAGCACAGUGAGACGCGAGAGUCUGCCGAGCGAACACAGCAAAGGGAAAAGUCUGUCGCCAAGAUUCGACGAUCAUAGUUUCCUGGAGCCGAGUUCGUUUUCUUUACUCUCGUCCAAGAGCAGCAUACACGAACUAUCUCCGAACACAAACGCAACGGAACGACCGGUCAGCGCUGAAAGUCUUCUGCCGGAAACAAGUAUAGCCAGCAUUACCAACAGCACCGAAGCGUCCAGGUUAAGCUCGGUUCUGCAACCAGACAAUCAAAACCCGGGCACGCAGUCGAAACAGUUGACGAGACAACAGACUUUUCCGCCUCUGCAACCGUACGUUCGAAUGAGAUACUUGUCCACGACCGCGGAAAUGUCGCAGUGUUACUCGCAAAUCUUAAUGGAGGCUGACAGUUCCAGCUCGUCUUCGUGCUCGACGAAAGAAAAACCUUGCUUGGGUGGUCAUUGCGGUACUCCGCCGAUCAGCGAGGUGGACACGUUACAAGUGAAGCGUAAUAUUGAAAAGGUGUCAAGAGAAUCGGUUUCCGCGGACAUCGUUGGUAAAAGACGUAGUUCCGCGAUUGCGGAUACAAUUAGACCAAAAACUGACGUCACCUCGACUGCCGAUCAUCCUCGACGUCAUUCGGUACAAGCGAUUCGUAUCGACGACACGAACCUCAAGAAGAAUCGUCAUAAACGACCUGCGUCUGCUCAAGGAACGGAUUCUACUCAAGUUUUCUACACAUCGUUAACCGGUUGCGGUUGCGGCGACAAAGACACACGUGACAUCGAGACGGAAUGUAAAUCGGAAUGUGUAUCGACAUCGAAGGUGAAACACGAUAGUGAGAAAGUAACAUGCGAAGAUCAACGGACUACAACGCCGUCGAGUAAAUCCGAUCAGUGUAGUUCGAUGCAUGUUACGAAAGCGAAGUGCGUCGAAUCCGAAUUACGAAGAUACUCAACCCCUGUGCCAGAAAUUAAGACAAUAAUGACCGAUGCCAGUGGUAGACGAUUUACCGCGAUACCAGUGUCUUCGGAACUCAGCACUCACAAAGUGUUCUUCAUUGGCAGCCCGCCGGAUUCACCGCCUCUCAUCCAAAGCAUAUCGUCAUCAAGCGACAGUGGUAGUGAACCGCGAAAAAGUAUUGGUGAUAACGAGAUCGUUUCUACGGGUAGCAAACGGGACUCGGAUUCCGUGAAGGAGAAGAGCUCGAAGGUGGCCAAAUUAAACCUCGACGUGCAAAUGAAAGAAAACGUUGAUCCACGUGCAGUUGAGGAUCCGAAGGGGAUCACGCCAUCUCGAAAGGGAAGCCAGUCAUGGGCCAGACGGCGAGGAUCUGCCCCAGUUGGUCUCUUAUCAAGAUUGGAUGACAUUACUGUACCACCUAUAACAUCUACUAGAGUUGAUCACACUUCCAGACGUGGAUCUGUACCAACUGACAUUACUAGGCAUCAAGGUGGAGGUUUUAAUCGAUUAGCCUUAGGAGUUAGAGAAGGUAAUGUUGCAACACCUAGGAGAGCUAGUCUUCCGCAAGAAACUGCUCUUGGAAACCUUAUUGGCAAUAUUUUAUCUUUAACCAAUGAGCGCGAGAAUCUCCCAAUAAAUAAUAAUAACAAUAAUAAUAAUACUGGAACUAGCAACAAUAAUGGAUUAACGAGAAUAAUUGAUAGCACCGGACCUGGAAUGCCGUCUCCACGGCGAGGUUCAGUGCCAGCAGACAUAUCUGAAUUACGCCGAGAUAUGUUCAAUAGGAGUAGCAUAAAUGGUAAGCCUCGUAAUCGGAAAAAGGUUUUGAAGAGGAGAAGUUCUGGAGGACCAGAAAUGUUUUCUGUAAGAGGUUCCCUGCCCAUAGAGAUGGUGGCCAUUUCUCAUGCUGGAUCGGGAUCGGGAACCAGAAGAUCCAGUUUGUGGAGACUUUAGCAUGGAACAGAAGCAAGUGGACCGCCCGUGCAACCAACGGUUGACAGCAGAUCAUCGAAUACUACCGCACUGACAGUCUUUCCUUACAACAUUAGCACCAACAGCGAUGAUUGACUUCCACGUUCAACGAUUGCCAAAUCUGAAACUCCUCUUAUCAACCGUUAUCAUGGGCAUGUGAAUUCGUAAAGUUAAUCAAGAUUUCUAUUACAAUAGUUGCAAUA